This is a messenger RNA of Podarcis lilfordi (Lilford's wall lizard), 4172 nucleotides long. NCBI's taxonomy places the organism in Eukaryota, Metazoa, Chordata, Lepidosauria, Squamata, Lacertidae. The record is from the annotation of a GenBank genome assembly.
CACCCAUCUGGCUGGGUUUCCCCAACCACUCUGGGAGGCUUCCAACAAAGAUUAAAAAUACAUUAAAAUGUCACACAUUAAAAACUUCCCUAAACAGGGCUGAAGGACCUUAUUUGAGGAUUGUGUUUUUAAUGUUGUACUUUAAUGUUGUGACUUUCCUUGGAACCUUAAGGUGAAGGGCGGGAAAUAGAUAAGAAGAAGAAGAAGAAGAAGAAGAAGAAGAAGAAGAAGAAGAAGAGGAGGAGGAGGAGGAGGAGGAGGAGGAGGAAGAAGUGAAAGCUGCUUCUGUAUGUAGAUCACCUUGGCUGCACUGGAGGAAAAAGGUUGGUUUAGAAAUGUGUGCCCCACCCAUCUACUUUCCCUUUGCUCAGAUUUGCUUUCAACAACUAAAAUGCAACUAUCUCAUAAUAAAGCAGCAGAAAACAAACCAAUAUAAAAAAACACACCAUUAUUUAUUUAUUUAUUUCAUUAAAAAACACCCCAUUAUUCAGAAAGGGAUUUGUGCUAAGCUGUUCACAUUCAUUAAACAGUAAAAAGUCCGGAUUGAAUGCAACCAAAUCAUAUUCAGACUGAUUGAAAUCAAUGGACAUGUAAUCACAGCCAUUGAUUUCAAUAGCUCUAAGUCUGACCUACUUGGAUUCAGUCCUCCAUGAUAUUCCACAUAUUGAAAUUCUGGGAGAAUUCACAGAGUCCUGUGAAAUCAAAGACAGCACAAUACCUAAUAAGUGUACUUCAAAAAGUUCAAGGAGACACUGAUCUAGACUUCGACCAGUUUCUCCAUAGGGCUUAUUAGACGCAUACUUUUCCUGUUUCAUUUUCCUAAUCCACUUCCUUUCUUUGCAGAGACUUUCUGUAAAUCCAACUGAACUGUCACUGCUAUUGCUACAAGUCUCCUCUGGUCAAAAGAAAGGCAGAGCACCAUAAUGAGCGGGGUAUGUCUUUUUCUGAACUCAGUUCUCUUCACCACAGAGGCUAAAAGAGGAAGCAAUACUAUGUUAUGUGUACUGAAACCGGUGAGGGAGAUCAAGCAGAGCUGCCUUGAACUUCAAAGCCAAUUCUGUUUCUUCCUCUGUGGCUGCAACCUGUGCAUACUUAGCGUGAGACUUGGGGGAAUUCUAGAUUGUGCACAUUCAUCCUGAUUUGUUUGCAGGAAGAUAAGAGAACAUUGGCUAGAGGUUGUUGUGUCAAAACCAGUGGCAUCUGACACUUUCCAUUGCAUUUCCCCUCACUUUCCCUUAUGCAAAAAGUCUGAUCUGUGCAACCCGAAUUUGCCUGUGUUCAGUGUUAGGGUUGCCAUAUUUUAAGAGGUAAAAAUCCAGACACAAAAAGUUGUUGAGCUUUUUUAGGGCAAUCACCCAAUAGCCCCUCCACUGCCGCUGACCCCAAGAUCCUGUGCCAGAGCCUGAACCAGAGCUGCCCGUGCACAAUUUCUUUUUUAAACCAAAAUCCAGGACAAAUUGAAAAUUCCCCCUGGAUGGUCAUGUAGGACUCCCAAAAGAGGUCAUGUCCAGGAGUUCCUGGAUGUAUGGCACCCCUAAGUGUGCUAAUCUAACUGCUGAUUAAUUUAUGACUUUGUGUGAGUUUAUGAAAUGUAUUUCUCCCUCCUUCCUCUACAUGCACACAUCCUAUAAUGUGUGAAUAUAAAGCUACAUGAAUAGGGUAUGUGGGGAGAUGCACUUUAACUGUGUCUUGAUGGGUUUUUUAGGGUGGGGGAAGGGCUGUAAGACUGUUACUGUGUGGGAAAGUUUUGAGACCAAACUGUGUGAUCACAUUUAACCAUGUUUGUGGUAACUUAUUUUGCUGUGGCUAUGUGGGAUAUCGUGAUUUUAUGAGAUUUGCUGAAGCCAAUCAGAAGUUAAGCAGUGUUAUAACAGAAUUGACAACAUUCCAAACGACAAGCUUGCCAGCCCAGGUUCUCUGCUAGAAUAGAUGGAGUGAGGGAGCGUGUUGAGCAUCAUACAGGAAGUUUUUUUGGGUCAUAGUUUGAGACAGACGUGUGUGCCUUUCUAUGUACCUUGCUCUCUCCAGAACAAAGAAAUUCUGUCCCUGCCCUAAUUUUGGUGAUUCUCCAUUCCCACUACAGCACAUCCUCCUCCCCUGCUAUAUUCCAGGCCUUUCCUAUUUAGCAUGGAUUUCCCCCUGCCUCAGAACCUACAUUUAAGAACCAAACAAAUGAAGACCAAAUGUUUUUACCAAAAGUUUUCCUUACCUAAACCAGAGCUUGCCAAAAUGUGUGUUUAACGGAAUCCAUUGUCCUUUCAGGAAGAAUCAACCAUCGCAGAUUAUUCUGAUUUGUAUGCUGAGAUUGCAAUGCCAUGUGACAAGGAUGAAGUCAGAAACUUUACGAAAGCCUUUCUUCCCAUUGCUUACUCCCUGAUCUGUGUCCUGGGGUUCGUGGGAAAUAUGUUUGUAGUGAUGACAUUUGUUUUAUAUAAGAGGUCUGAUUCUAUAACUGAUGUCUGCCUCUGCAAUAUGGCUAUUGUGGACAUAUUGUUUGUUCUCACUCUUCCUUUCUGGGCAGUAAACUACGCUCUGGACAACUGGAUUUUUGGGGAUUUCCUCUGCAAGCUCACCAAAGGUAUCUAUGCCAUUAACUUCAACUGUGGCAUGUUGCUCUUGGCCUGCAUAAGCAUAGACAGGUAUGUGGCCAUUGUGCAGGCCAUAAAGUCAUUUAAGCUUCGGGCAAGGUGUCUAGCCCACAGUAAAGUGAUCUGUUUGGCUGUCUGGGUCUCCUCUAUGUUAAUCUCAAGUGCUACUUUCAUGUUCAGUGAAAGCUACGCACUUCCAGGCAAUAAUGCAACCACAUACAUUUGUGAUCACAAAUCCAGUGCAAAUUCCAAUGUACAACUGAAAUUGCUGAUAUUAAGUUUCCAGCUUUUAUUUGGGUUUUUUGUCCCUCUGUUGUUCAUGGUUUUUUGCUACACCUUCAUUGUCAGAACCUUAGUGCAGGCUCAGAAUUCCAAAAGAAGCAAAGCUAUACGUGUGGUUAUCUCUAUUGUAGUUGUUUUUCUGCUGUGCCAAGUUCCCUACAAUAUGGUUCUCCUGGUGACGGCAGAAUCUAUGGGGAAACUGGACAAAGCUUGCCAGAGUGAAAAGCAAUUGGCUUACGCAAAAUACGUAACGGAAACUCUGGCUUUCCUGCACUGUGGUAUGAACCCUGUGCUCUAUGCAUUCAUUGGUGUGAAGUUCAGGAACUACUUUGUGAAAAUAAUUACAAGCCUGUGCUGUGUGAGACAUAUGAACUGUGGAACUACCCUUGGUUCAAAGAUAAGUUCCGAUACUGUCCACUCCAGACAGACAAGUGAAGUUUGUGAAUGACAUAAUGGAUUAUUGUGUAUGCAACAUGGUUAUCCUGGGGUAGAAUCAUUAUUCAGGCCUCACACAGAUAUGCUGGCUUCUUUAUACUGUUCAAAUCACUUCACUUAAUACAUCAUGCCUGUAUAAGCUUCUGCCACAGAAAACUGGUCAGUUUCAAAGGUAGCUAAUAGCUCUUUACACAUUUCAAAUAAAGCCAGUCUCUCUGUUCUGAUAGCGGGACCAGGUUUCCGGGUGUUUGCAUGCAUACCUCUUCUCUUCAGACAUACCAGAAAAACACAAGAUUGCCAUCUUCUGGAAAUGCAGGGACUCUUUCUUCCUUUAAUGGGUGCAGCUGGCUCCUGUGUUUGUUUUGUUAUAGUUCCACUUCAGCUAUUGAUAUUAUAAGAAUUAUUGAAAGUGUACUGUUAUGGUUUGCCCCACUGCUUUCUUGAAUUGGCUAAGUUGUCGCAAUGGCACCUGUUGACCACUGGGAAUAGGCUUUUCUUUUGCUGAUUGAAAUAGGUGUGGUUCCCCUCUCUGGCCCGUAAAAGGGAUUUAGAAUUAUCAUUUUAAUUAAUUUGAUCAUAUGUAGUCAAAAGUGCAAAAACUAAGGGUAAUGAGGGGACAAAAGAUAAAGGACCCAUUUGAGAAGAUAUAGGAAGUUUUUUUAUUGAUUAGUCAAGUGUAAAGGAUAAUGACUGCCCUCCAUCCCUGAUAUACCAGACUAUAGACAAUGGGAGUUAUUUUCUCUCUUUGUCUUGAAACCCUGUAAAGAAAAACGCUGUAAAUGAACUUUAAAGGAGAAAAUGUUUAAGAUUAUCAGUAUAUAGUCACUGAGGUGCCUUAGACCUGUUAAUACUGUUCCUUUGCGCCUG